Molecule: messenger RNA, 4509 nt
Organism: Volvox carteri f. nagariensis
Lineage: Eukaryota; Viridiplantae; Chlorophyta; Chlorophyceae; Chlamydomonadales; Volvocaceae
Exons: 10
Coding region: 1-4509 (1502 amino acids)
Source: RefSeq, a predicted model, not a curated record
AUGCCGCGCUCUGAAUUCUACGAGCUCGUGUGCAGCACGCUGACCGAGUACAAUUACAAGUAUGCUCCUUCCUCUGAUGAGAUAAAGGCAGCGUGCAGCCUCAAGGAGCGACGCCGGCACAUAAUUGUGUUGCUGUGCGGCACGAGUGGUAGCGGCAAAUCCACGCUGGCCUCAAUUUUGGCCAGCCGCCUAGGCAUCUGCACCGUCUUGUCAACGGACAGUGUACGGCACAUGAUGCGCGGGUUCACAACCGCCGAGGAAACGCCACUGCUGUUUGCUUCCACUUACGAGGCUGGCGAGGCGCUGAGGAAGCAGCAGGCGCUCGAUGAGGCGCGGAUGCAUCAAAUGCUGCUGUUGCAACAACAGCUGAAGCAGGAUAUGUCUCACCCAGCACAGUCUCCUUUAGCCGAAAGCCCCGCAGCGGCGGUGCCACAGGCGCUUGACGGCGGUCGCGGCGGCGGCGCCACCGCUCCUGCUGCGGCACUACCGUUUCCGCCGCCGCAGCUUCCGACGGCAGGGCCAUCCCCCCAGGGCCUUAGCGCGCAUGACCUUGCCAUCCGCGGCUAUAAGGCCCAGUGCGAACUGAUUUCGGAGCAGCUUGAGCAGCUGAUCUCUGGUUUUGAGGCUCGGCGGCAGAGUCUUGUUGUGGAGGGUGUGCAUCUGCAUGUGGGUCUGGUGAUGAGGCUGCUGCAGCGGCACCCCGGCCUGGUGCCCUUCUUGGUCUAUAUAAAGAGCGAGGGCAAGCAUGUGGAGCGCAUGGCGGUUCGUGCCAAGUACAUGACGUUGGACCCCAACAAGAACAAGUACGUCAAAAACAUGCGCAACAUUCGGUGGAUCCAGGACUACUUGUUCCGCAAGGCUGAGAAGCACGCAAUACCGUGUGUGGAGAACACCAACAUCGACAGAUCGGUGGGCCUUAUCCACCUGACGUUGCUGGGCUGCCUAAAGCGCAUGAUGAAGGGCGAGCAGGUGUUGGACGCGGGCUCGCCCUCCCUCCGGAUGCUCCACAACGAGUACACCGCCGUGGUGGAGUCGUUGGCAGGGAUGGGGACCGCAGCUGCAGGUACAGGCACGGGGCCAGGUACCGCCGCCGCCGCCGUUUCAGCAGCCGCGGUGGCGGCCGCGCCGCCAUCGUCAGGCGCCGUCGGCCCCAGCGGUACCGCGCAUUUUCACCGUGAGAGCUCCGCUAGCGUUGGGCCGUCAGCCCAGGCGCCGCUGCAGCGGAUGCUAGGAUCCCCGCGCUUCUUCAGCCGCGAGAUUGGCGCCGCCGGAAGCUUGGCACCUCCAGCGGCGGCCACGGCCGCCGCCGGGGACGGCAGUGGCGUAUACAACGAGGCGGUCCUGGUGGCAGCGGCGGCAGUCGCUGCUGCUGCCGCCUGCGGCAGCGGCGGCGGCGGCAGUGGUGGUGGCGGUGGUGGUCCUUCACAUGCGCACAGCAGCCCACAGCUGGAACUCCCCGCACCUUACCAGAGCUGUGCGGAGGCUGCGGCUCUUCUGCUGUCGUCGUCUCCGCAACAGCACCCGUUGCAAUCUGCACUGGUGACCAAGGCUCCGGUUGCGGUGUCGCCCUCCCUGGCUCAACCCAUUUCGCCGCCCGUCAAGCUACUCUCCAUCAGCGUCCAUGCCGUCGCCGCAGCCGCUGCCGCCGGUAGCCCCCGGAGGAGCCCAUCUACCAGCCAACUCCCGGCUCCCACUGCCCGAGCUGGCCCCGCUCACAUCGGAGCUGCCGCAGUGGACACCGCAGUGGACACCGGUGGCGGCGGUGUGACUACUUGCGGUGCGCAGCUCAUGGCGUCUGAGGCAAUCGGACCCGGUUUGUGUCUUGAAAACGGCACCUGCGCUGCGGCGGCGGCGGCGGCGGCGGCGGCACUGCCUGCCGCAGCUCUGUCAGCGAUAUGGGAGGUCCCCGCUGGGAUACUGCCGGCCUCGCCGAUAGUUAGGGAGCGCAGCGGUGCUGAUGGCGCCGUGCCAUACGGCAGCAUACCACUUCUUUGCAGCCGAGGCAUCUCUCCGGGCUUGCCUGCUCCGCCGCUGGAUGCAGCUUCGGUUGGUGUAUCUGGUCUAUGUUUGCCGCCAGGCGACCCCCUGGUGCGGUCAUGGCCGUUGCCGAGUGACCAGCAGCCGAGGGUUCUUGAACCUAGUGGCCUCCAAAGCGCAGAUGCUGAGGAGAUAGAGGUGCCGCAGCCGUGGCAUCCCUCACCACACAUGGUUGGUGGUUACAAUCAACACCGACUACGCCGACAUCCCGUCGGUCGCGGCAACGGAAGUGGAGCUGACGAUCAAGGCGACAUGAAGGGGCAAGAGGAGCAGCUUUGGGUGAGCGUUCACCGGAAUGAGGAGCAUGGGUCGCACAGUGAGGCAGCUAAGGUAACGGCGAAGACGUGUGGGGCGUUUGGGGACCCGCCGCUUCUCGUUUCUGGUAGCCCGGCGCUAGGAUUACCAACAACUGCCUCCGCGGUCGGCACCGCUUCCGUCGCCAGGACGUCUUCUGGCCGUGACGCCGCCAGCUGCGAAGGCAUCAACCUUGGCAACCCAAGCCCGGUAGCAGUAGCAACGGCGGCGCCGCAGCUGCCGUCACCGCGACCUCCUCCCGUCAGCAGCUUUCCACCUCUGAGCUCUGAGCGGGUCGCGCAUUCCACCGUCGCUAGCAGCGCUGAUAACAGCGGGGACGCCGGCGACGACGUCAAGUAUGCUGCGGCAGCACAUCGGCCUGCGGCGCCGCCACGGGGCUCCCCACAUAGCGGCGUGCCGGUACAAGCGCUGUCUCCGGAGCAGCAACAGCACGUUGAGGCUGUCCUGCCAGCUUGCAUGGAGCGUCUCGGGGCCGGCGGAACGAGGUCGAUGUCGGGGAGCGCCGUUGUUCCAGGCCGUGGCAGCAGCAACAGCAAAGACACGAUCGCUGGCCACUGGUCGUCGCAUCUUCUCGGGAGGAUUGAGGAAGGGAGAGAGGGCGGCGAGGCACCCGAGGUGCUUUCCGCCACUGAAGGCCAUGUGCCUUCGGCGGAUUCCGCGGCGGCAGGGGCUGGCGGUAUGAUAGCACCCGCCGUUUCUAUUGCUGCAGCCGUGGCGACGACGGCGGACGUCAGAGCGGAUAGGGCUGCGUCGGCUGCGUUCGCGGCUGCAAAGGAUGCUUAUUCUCGCUUCGGCGACCGAUGUUCCGAGGAAGUGCUUCGCGCGGUCAUCGAGUCGGCCAUUUUGGACCAGCAGAUGGACUGCGUGACGGAGCAGCAGCUGCCUGCUGGGUGGCAGCAACAGCAGCGCUCCGAAUCGCCGGCGCCAUCAGCCGUCCAGCUGUCGUCCAGUUUUGGCACCGGGCAGCGGCAGCUGGGUUGGGAAGGGUCAGAGGACGGCCAGGGCACGCCACCCAACUGUGUAGGGUGCGGCGAAGAGGUAGCACCGCCACCGCUGCCGCCGCAGCAGCAGGCCUGCUUAGCGCCUGCGGGCGUGUCAGACGCGGUAGGAAUGGAUGGUGCGGCGAGUUCCUUGGCCGCAACGUUGGGAUCUUCACCUGCGGUUGCGGUGGAAAGCGGAGGCAGCGGCGGUGGCGGUGGCGACGGAGGGGCUCAGCGAGCUCGACCUGAUGCUACGGCUCUCAGCGCAUUCGCAGGAGUGAGCAGCUGGCCGGCCGCCAGUGCCGCUGCUCUUCGGAACGGCAGUCGUCGCCUGGGGGAGGAGUCCUCCUCACCCAGCCGUAGCGGUUACUCGUCUGAUGAAGGGGGCAUUGCCGAGGGCGAUGCCGGCCGGGAGGGGGACGAGGACAGGGGAGGAUGUGACGGCGGCGACAUGGGCCCUGCCGCUGGCAGCGGCGCGGGAAGUGGCGGCUGCGGAAAUGUGCGGCGACGGCGCCCUACCCUUCACACUGGGUCGCAUGGGCCGCGGCUGCCAGGCGACAGCGAUGACCCGGAUGGCGAGGUGUACGGCUUGUACGGUUACGGAAGCGCCAGUCCGCUACAGGAGUACGGCAGCGUCUACGAGAGUGCGACGCACGACGACAUGGAUGAGCACGGCGAUGAAGAGGAGGGCGCACCUCUCGGUCGCACCUCUAACACGAUUAUACGGCACCUGGCGGGGGCUCUGGUACGUAGCCGUAUGCGGGCAUCAGCCUCGGCGGCAGCGGCGGCGGCAACGGGCCGGGCUCCCUCGCGCGCACAGCACUACCAGCGCGCCAACGGGCCCCCACCGGCGUCAUCCUCGGGAGCCGCGCUGCGGUUGAGCGUCGGUCGAAAGUCUCCAUUGUUGUUGCGAGGGGCUGGUGGGGGCGAAAAUGUACAGCAGCACCAACCAGUAACGGCAGGGGGCAAGAGCGCUAGCAGUGAUAAUCGAAACCCGCGUGUAGAUGGGACAGGCGGCGACAGCAUUGGUGGCAAUCGCGCGAUGGGAGUUAAUCAACAGCUGCGGCAACUGCUGCGGGGGGGUGCAGGGCCAAAAUUACGGCCUCCUCAGGGGUCCGGAGGGUCCGCGGUUCUGCAGCAGAUACCGCAACAAUCUUCAACUUCGGGCGAAACAUAG